Funneliformis geosporum is the source of this 1817-nucleotide messenger RNA. NCBI's taxonomy places the organism in Eukaryota, Fungi, Glomeromycota, Glomeromycetes, Glomerales, Glomeraceae. The record is from the annotation of a GenBank genome assembly.
ACGAUGAAGAACGAGAAUCAAGCUAUGAAUUAGCAAAAAAAAGUCGGAAAAAUCGAGUUCGGGUUACUGCGCCAGGAUUGAGCAACCUCGGAAAUACUUGUUUCUUCAAUUCUGUCAUGCAAGUUGUUGUGGGUACUACUGUACUUCAUGAUAUACUUACACCGACGAAUCCUUACCAUAAUCCGCCACAUAUUGAUUCAAAAAAAUGUAUAGCGGCCAUAAAUGAUGUCGAUGAUCUCACCGAUGCUUUUAAAAAAUUUCUUCAACAGAUGUGGCGGGCUCAGGAAAGUAUAAUUGCACCGAGAGAAUUAUUUUCCGAGAUUUCUAGGAAAUGGCAACAAUUCCGUGGAUGGAGACAACAAGAUAGUCAAGAACUUAUGCGCUUUUUAUUUGAUGGAAUAAAAAGUGAGGAGCUUAAGCUGAUAAAGAGACAAAGAGAGCGAGAUGGAAUGAUGUCAAAUAAUAAUGAAGAUCAUACCGAUGAUGAAAAUUUGGAAGAUUCAGAUGAUGAAAAGCAAGAUGUCAAAAAAUAUGAAUCUUUUAUUGACGCUUGCUUUGGUGGGAAAUUAGUUAGUCUCAUUAUAUGUAAAGUUUGUAAUAAAUGUUCGUAUUCAUACGAAGAAUUUUUAGACGUUUCAUUACCCAUUAAAUCCCCUUCCGCGGACAACGAUAAGAAUGACAACCCAUUCCGUUAUGAUUAUAACACACCAUUCAGAAAGGAUAAUUCUUCUCAGAGUGAUGGUGAUGGUUCGGAAGGUGAAGAAACGAAUUCUGACACUGAAAUGGAGGACGGAAUUUCAGAACGGGCAAGAAUAAGGAUCCAACGGCUUUUGAGAGAUCUUCCAUCAGAUUCAGGUCGAUCAAGUCCAAGCUUAUCAAAGGAACCAAGUAUAACGCUUCGAGAUUGUCUGAAGAGUUUUGUGAAAGUCGAAACCUUGGAAGGGGACAACAAGUUUGCCUGUGCUAAUUGUUGGAAACGUAAGAAAAAGCACGAAGAACAAAAGGAAGAAACUGAAUCAGUUGUAGAAGAAAAUAACGUACGUGAAGAUGUUGAAGAUGAUAAUACUACGCCGAUGGAAGUGGAUGGUUUACAUCAAACAGGACCUGAAAAUUCCGCAAGGAUUUCAGAGGAAAAUUCUGCAGUUACUGAAUCGUCUUCUGUUGAUAAACAUGAUGAUGACGAAAGUUCAUCUCCAUCUAGUUAUGGUUAUAUUAAUUCGACGUACUCGGGCACAAGUUCUUCAACUACAUCCAAGCCAGUAUCAGAACCGGAAUUUAUUCUUCGUAAAGCUUACAAAAGGUAUCUUUUUGAUUCUUUACCUCCCGUUAUGGUGUUUCAUUUAAAAAGGUUCCAACAAGUUGGAAAUAGAUAUUCGAUUUCAUCUAGUAUGAGAAAGAUUGAUGAUUUUGUGGCUUUUGAUGAAGAAAUAGAUGUUGGUGAUUUUGUUAUUCCGCCUGAAAUUGAAGAGGAAAAUGGUAUUAAUAAUGAGCAUAUUAUUGAAAACAGUAACGAUGGUAGUGUGUCGUCAAAUCAAAGUAAUCCACGUAAAUUUGGUACCAAAUAUCGACUUUAUGGUGUAGUAGUACAUCUUGGAAGUUUAUAUAAUGGACAUUAUAUAGCGUACGUACUUUCAAGGAACAUUAUUAGUGAUGAUGAACAGCCAGGAGUAUCAUAUAAUGAUAAAGUAAAAAAUCAUAUAACGGAUGAUCAAAGGCAAUGGAUUUAUUGUAGCGAUAGUUCUGUAAGGCCUGUUUCAAUAGAUGAAGUACUUAAUAGUGGAGCGUAUUUAUUAUUUUAUGAACGUGUAUGUGAGUGA